This is a messenger RNA of Hirundo rustica (Barn swallow), 1385 nucleotides long. RefSeq names its product late endosomal/lysosomal adaptor, MAPK and MTOR activator 1 (gene LAMTOR1). The coding region runs from base 128 to 595 and encodes 155 amino acids. The record is from RefSeq and is a predicted model, not a curated record. Gene Ontology annotation, cellular component: late endosome membrane; lysosome; Ragulator complex. Gene Ontology annotation, biological process: positive regulation of MAPK cascade; endosomal transport; cellular response to amino acid stimulus. The transcript has 5 exons. Gene Ontology annotation, molecular function: molecular adaptor activity; guanyl-nucleotide exchange factor activity. NCBI's taxonomy places the organism in Eukaryota, Metazoa, Chordata, Aves, Passeriformes, Hirundinidae.
AAAUGUGCUGCCUGAUUUCAGCCACACUUGCUGCCUUUGUGGAUGGGGGGGCUUCAGCUGGGAAAAAGCAAAAGCAUUGGGCAAAGAGGUGCAUGGCAGAGCUGAGGCUGUUCUGGGUUACGCUGGGAUGCACAUGGAGCCCUCCUGGCAGGAAGAAGAGACGAAGCGGCUGCUGGAGCCAGCAGCCAGCCCACCCAACAAGGUGCUGAACGGAGCGGAGCAGAGCUAUCACAGCCUCCCGUCGGCACGGACCGAUGAGCAGGCCAUGCUGUCCUCCAUCCUCGCCAAAACGGCCAUCAACAUCAUCGACGUGUCAGCAGCGGAUUCCCAGGGCAUGGAGCAGCAUGAGUACAUGGACAGAGCCAGGCAGUACAGCACGCGCCUGGCCAUGCUCAGCAACAACCUGACGCACUGGAAGAAGCUCCCACUGCUGCCAUCUCUGACUAACCAACCACACCAAGUGCUCGCCAGUGACCCUGUCCCCUUCGCCGACCUGCAGCAGGUGUCCCGGAUAGCUGCCUAUGCCUUCAGUGCGCUCUCACAGAUCCGUGUCGACGCCAAAGAAGAACUGGUUGUACAGUUUGGCAUCCCCUGAAUCUGCCCCCACCACCGCUGUUUCACGGCUUUGGGUUGUUUUUGUUUUUUUUCCCCAUUUUUUUCCCUUUAUCCCUUCUCUCCCCGUGCUGCUGCCACAGAACUUGGACAGAUUGGACAGACCCUGUUUCCUACGAAAUGCCAAGGCGCCCAUCAUUGGCAUGUCGUGCCCACCUGCACUGCUUGAGGCUUUCUCCUCCUCGUGGGCGUGUGUGGGGAGGAGGCUGUGACAGCUGGACACUGCCUUGCACAGGGAUGAGCACAAAGGGAACAGCCGGUGCAAGGAGGCCCUGGUGUGGGUCAGCACCAUGUGCCAGGUCACCAGGACGGGUGGGCUGGAGCCAGGCAGAUGUGAUGCUCUGUGUGGGGCCUGGUGGCUCCAACACCAUCCCUUCUCCAUUUUACAUGUUUAGAUCUUUAAUUUGGUUGUUUAUUUGGUUUUGUUUGGUUUUUUUUUUUUUUUUUAAUAACUAUUAUUUUUUGCCACAGUAGAUAAAGCCACGUUUAUCCAGUGCCUGUCUCCACUGUUCUCUGUUGGACACAGCAUGGAUGUGAUGGGGGAGCCAUGCCCUGGUGGGGUUACACACAUCUGUCUGUCCCUUGUCACCUCUUUGAUCAUGUCCCACAGGGCCAAGAGGACAAGGGGACAGGGAAUGUAUGAUGACCCACCUUUAAGGGGAAGGAAGCACCUAAGAGUCAUGAAUGCUCAUGGUUGAAAGGAAUGUCAAAAGUCAGAAGGUUUACAAAUAAUCAGAAACUUUUAUUAGUAAAUUACACAUGUGGCGUGGAAA